Exophiala aquamarina CBS 119918 is the source of this 726-nucleotide messenger RNA. RefSeq lists its product as uncharacterized. NCBI's taxonomy places the organism in Eukaryota, Fungi, Ascomycota, Eurotiomycetes, Chaetothyriales, Herpotrichiellaceae. Gene Ontology annotation, molecular function: protein binding. The transcript has 2 exons. The record is from RefSeq and is a predicted model, not a curated record. The coding region runs from base 1 to 726 and encodes 241 amino acids.
AUGCCCCGAGAGAACAUCGGCGAUUCAUCUGCGAAGACCUUUGCGGAGUUACUCUCCGGCCCUCUGCUCGACAUCUACGUCGGCGCCGACGGGCGCAAGUGGACUCUGCAUCAAAACCUCCUCAUUCACCAUGCGCAAUUCUUCGACGAGUCCUUCACGAUCAACGGCGAGCAAAAGGGGAUAAAAGACGGGAAACUCGAGCUGCGCAACGAGGAUCCCGCUGCAUUCGAGCUCCUCAUCAAAUGGCUGUACCAGGGCAAGAUCGACGAUGUGUCGUGGAUGCCCAAGGAUGUCAAGUGGGACUACGCCUUCACGUGCCAGAAGCUUUACAUCCUGUGCGACACUCUGGGUCUACAUGACCUGAAGAAUCUCGCCAUUGACCAAUUCCGCCGCGGCUGCCACGAAGCCGGAUUGGUGCCGGGCCCAGACGAGAUGAAACCCAUCUACGAGAAAACCCACAUCAACUCGCCCUUUCGGAAGCUCGUGAGUAGGAUCGCCGCAAGACAAAUCAUGGACCCCGGCUCGGAAAAGAACGCAACAUCUUACAGGGAAUGCUUCGCUGUUUCGCCCGAUUUUGCCGUUGACGUGAUCAACGCGAUCAAGCAAGGCUCUGGAGGUUCACUGUUUGACGACCCGACCGAGGGCAACUCAUGCAGGUACCACGAACAUGCAGAGGGCGAGACAUGCCAGAAGAAGACGGUCAAAUUCAAGGACAUCCCAUCAUGA